GUUGUAACCUAACUUUUUAUAAUGUGUGGGUGUACUUGUUUCGUAUGAAAACUUUAUAAUUUUUAUGAUUUUCAACACAACAAAGUAAUAAUAAGAUUUUGUAAAUAAAAUGGAACAAAAAACUGAACAAAGAAAGACAAUCAAAAGUAUUUUGUCUAUACCAGGAACUCGCGCUAAUGUGCAAAGUGGUCAACUUCUUGUGUCUAGUGGAAUACCAAGCGUUGAUGAACUUUUAGGCGGUGGUUUACCUGUUGGAUCAGUGGUGCUUAUUGAGGAAGAUAGUGGUGGUUCCUAUUCUCGAGUGAUGUUAAGGUAUUUUUUAGCAGAAGGAGUUGUUCACAAGCAUGCUGUUUUUGUGGGAAGUCAAGAUUAUAAUCCUGGAAAAAUGACUAAAGAGCUUCCUGCUGUUAUAUCUUCAGAUCCAGAGCCUGAGCUUCUUGAUGAGCACAAAACAGAUAAAAUGACAAUAGCUUUUAGAUAUCAAAAACUUCCAAAAGUAAAAAAGCAGACCACUCACCAUUUUGGAAAUUAUUAUGAUUUAUCGAAAACAAUGUCUCAGGAAUGUUUUGAUAAUGUGAACAUUACAGAAUGGCCAGAUCAGUCUGCAUUGGGGGGUUGUCAGUUGUCCAGUAUGAGUUAUAAAGAAUUGCUCGUUGCAAUAAAAGAUAAAUUAGAGAAAGAUAAAUAUUUUAUUAACAGUAUAAGAGAAGAGAGGUCAAUUUUGAGAUUAGUUCUACAUUCUUUGGGUUCUGGCAUGUGGCUAAAGAAUGAAAAAUAUUCUGAGGAAGAGAGCAGAAAUGCUUUAAAUACAUUUAUGUAUAAUUUAAGGUCUUUACUAAGAUGUAGCUUUGCGGUUGCCAUUGUAACAGUACCAUCGCAUUUGUACUCUGAGUCAUUUACUUCGAGAUUAUACAAUUUGUGCGACGUGGCGAUAAAAUUAGAGCCCUUUGCAGGCACAGCAUUAGAAAAUAACGUUGCUUUGUCAGAUUUUCAUGGUUACUUUCAUUUAAAGAAAAUGUCUCCUAUAAAUACUUUAGUUUCAAAACAUCCUGGGUCUGUUGAGUAUGUGUUCAAGCUUAGAAGAAAGAAAUUUUGCAUUGAAAUGCUUCAUUUACCUCCAGAUUUAGGAGAUGAUGAUGGAAGUCGCAAUCCAAAAAUGGGUUGUAGUACUGGUGGUGGAGGUGAUUUAGAUUUUUAAUAACAACAUAAAAUAUAAAGAUAUGUUAAUACUAUUUUUUAAUCCUUUUUUGCUAAUAAAACAGUUAAAGAUAA
Agrilus planipennis (emerald ash borer) is the source of this 1272-nucleotide messenger RNA. RefSeq names its product elongator complex protein 4. NCBI's taxonomy places the organism in Eukaryota, Metazoa, Arthropoda, Insecta, Coleoptera, Buprestidae. The record is from RefSeq and is a predicted model, not a curated record. Gene Ontology annotation, biological process: tRNA wobble uridine modification. Gene Ontology annotation, cellular component: elongator holoenzyme complex; transcription elongation factor complex; cytoplasm. Bases 110 to 1198 code for a protein of 362 amino acids. The transcript has 8 exons.